Nicrophorus vespilloides is the source of this 2720-nucleotide messenger RNA. It is a transcript of the gene Dhx15, whose product is annotated as putative pre-mRNA-splicing factor ATP-dependent RNA helicase PRP1. Gene Ontology annotation, molecular function: ATP binding; RNA binding; RNA helicase activity. The coding region runs from base 257 to 2422 and encodes 721 amino acids. The transcript is spliced from 7 exons. The record is from RefSeq and is a predicted model, not a curated record. Lineage: Eukaryota; Metazoa; Arthropoda; Insecta; Coleoptera; Silphidae. Gene Ontology annotation, cellular component: spliceosomal complex; intracellular anatomical structure.
GAUACGUUUUUGUUUACAUUUUGCAGACAUGCGUUGAAUUUUUUUUUUACAGUAUUGCAGAUGUCUGCAUUGCCGACUUCCUUUUUCGUUUCCUGGUUUUUCCCACAGACACACACACUGAAAAUCCUGUUUGUUUUUUUGGGGUUAGGAACGUUUCUACCCAACGUUUUCGCUUUGAAAGGAAAAAAGGAAGGAGCAUUAGCGCGCCCCCCAAGCAAAUUUCUCACCCGGAACCUAGUGAUUUAGGAAAGACGCGAUGUCCAAGCGUAGAAUCGAAGUGUUGGAUCCGUUCAUCAAAAAGAAAAGGGAGGAGAGAGGAAUCAGUACAGCAGUGACCACACCUAGCGGAGGUAUUACUACUACUUCGACCCCGAGCUCCGUAAACUCCUUGAAUGGAUCACCAUAUUCCCAGAAAUACCAUGAACUGUUUCGCAAGAGGAUCACUUUGCCGGUGUUCGAGUACAAGGCGGAAUUCAUGAAUCUCCUUGCCGAGAACCAGUGCAUCGUGCUCGUCGGUGAGACAGGUUCCGGAAAAACAACCCAAAUCCCGCAAUGGUGCGUAGAUUACGCCCGUUCUGUGGGAAGCAAGGGUGUUUGCUGUACGCAACCCAGGAGGGUGGCUGCCAUGUCCGUGGCACAGCGUGUUUCAGAGGAAAUGGACGUGGUUUUAGGUCAGGAAGUCGGUUUCAGCAUCCGUUUCGAAGAUUGCUCAUCAGCAAAGACUAUAUUGAAGUAUAUGACAGAUGGUAUGUUGCUUCGUGAAGGUAUGAGCGAUCCAAUGCUGGAAGGAUACCAAUGCAUAUUGCUCGAUGAGGCUCACGAACGUACUUUGGCCACAGACAUUCUUAUGGGUGUGCUUAAAGAGGUGAUCAAACAGCGUUCGGAUCUCAAGUUGAUUGUCAUGUCGGCCACAUUGGAUGCCGGCAAAUUCCAGCAGUACUUUGAUAACGCUCCUUUAAUGACGGUGCCGGGACGUACCCAUCCCGUAGAGAUAUUUUACACUCCGGAACCGGAACGCGAUUAUUUGGAAGCCGCCAUCAGAACAGUCAUCCAGAUUCACAUGUGCGAGGAAAUCGCCGGCGAUAUUCUGCUUUUCCUCACUGGUUUAGAAGAAAUCGAAGCAGCCUGCAAGCGGAUCAAAAGGGAGAUCGACAACUUGGGACCGGACGUAGGUGAUCUGGUCUGCAUACCUCUGUACUCGACGCUUCCACCGAACCUUCAGCAGAGGAUCUUCGAUGAUCCUCCGCCGAACAAACCGAACGGCGCCAUUGGUAGGAAGGUCGUCGUUUCCACAAACAUCGCCGAAACCUCAUUGACAAUAGACGGUGUUGUUUUCGUGAUCGAUCCCGGUUUCGCAAAACAGAAAGUGUACAAUCCCCGUAUUCGAGUCGAAUCACUUUUAGUUUCUCCAAUUAGCAAGGCGUCAGCGCAGCAGAGGGCUGGACGUGCCGGUCGUACGAAGCCGGGCAAAUGUUUCCGCUUGUACACGGAGAAGGCUUACAAGAACGAAAUGCAGGACAACACGUACGCGGAAAUCUUGCGCUCGAAUCUGGGCUCCGUUGUUUUACAGCUGAAAAAGUUGGGCAUCGACGAUUUGGUGCACUUCGAUUUCAUGGAUCCACCAGCUCCUGAAACCCUCAUGAGGGCUUUGGAGUUACUCAAUUAUUUAGCCGCUCUGGAUGAUGAUGGUAACUUGACCGAUCUAGGUGCAGUGAUGGCGGAGUUCCCACUGGACCCACAGCUCGCUAAAAUGCUCAUAGCCAGUUGCAAUCAUAAUUGCUCCAAUGAAAUCCUUUCUAUAACUGCUAUGCUGUCAGUCCCACAGUGCUUCAUCAGACCAAACGAGGCUAAGAAGGCUGCCGACGAUGCCAAGAUGCGUUUCGCCCAUAUUGAUGGUGAUCAUCUCACCUUGCUCAACGUGUACCACGCAUUCAAACAAAAUAUGGAAGACCCUCAAUGGUGUUAUGACAAUUUUGUCAACUACAGAACGCUUAAGUCUGCCGACAAUGUAAGGCAACAGUUGUCGAGAAUUAUGGACAGGUUCAAUUUAAAGCGAACCUCGACCGAUUUCACUAGUAAAGACUACUACUUAAACAUUCGCAAAGCAUUGGUAAAUGGAUUUUUCAUGCAGGUUGCUCAUUUAGAACGCACCGGUCACUAUUUGACCAUAAAAGACAACCAAAUAGUCCAAUUGCACCCGUCCACUUGUUUAGACCAUAAACCUGAAUGGGUAAUUUAUAAUGAAUUCGUACUGACCACGAAAAACUACAUUCGCACCGUAACCGAUAUUAAACCAAAUUGGCUGUUGAAGAUUGCACCGCAAUAUUACGAUCUGCAGAAUUUCCCGCAGUGCGAGGCGAAGCGACAACUGGAAAUUAUACAAACUCGGUUAGAGUCCAAGCAAUAUCAGCAAGGAUUCUAGUCGACAAAGAAUAUUAUGAAUUUUUUGUUUGUUUUAUUAUUAUUAUCUGUAUAUUUAUGGUUGUAGAACGAAGUAUAGGCGGUUUUUAAAUAUUUUUUCACCUUAUCAUAUAGCGUAACAAACAAAAAAAAAAUAUAUAAAUAAAUAAAUAAAAGAAGACGGAGUAAAUAAAAAGCAAUUUCUAACAACACCAAUAACAAAAAAUACACUUUAAACUCGUUUCACUCGGAACUAUCGACGAGUUUACUUAAAACAUUUUUAAUGAUUGAUGAGAAAAUCGGAAAUUAUAUUUUGAUUA